UUCAGAAAACCUCAUUUUCCCGUUCCCAGUUUCCCACCACACCCCUCAAAUAAAAAGGGGCCAAAUUGAAAAUCUGCCCAAAUUUCAUUUCACGAUGCUCAAAAUUGAAUUAGGGCUUUGUUUCGUUUUAAUCUGUAGAGUAAUUCAUAUGAAGCAUGAUUUUCUAAUGGCGGUGAAUCGAAUAGUCCUCCGCAGCUGUAAAUCAAAGUAUCUGUAUUUUCGUAUAGAUAAGUGUACAUUAUUUAAUUUGAUAAAUAUAUGAUUUUGUGUAUACAUUAUGAGCUCACUACUUUAUGGUUUUCUGUUUGUAAUGAAUUAUAUCCUUGUGUAUGCAAAUUCAGAAAUCACUGAUGCAUUUAAGUAUAUUAUUGCAGAAUAUGUGGGAUUGUGCAUUUAUUUGACUGAAGGAGUUGAAUUAUGAGCAUAUGUUGUUAUUAUAGUAUGGUGAUUUCUAUAAAUUUAUUACUUGUGUUGGUUAGCUAGAGUUGCUCGUACAGGAUUACCCUCCAUUAUGCGGAUGUCGAUGCACACACUGGAAAUGCGUGAAAAUCAUGCCGUGUAAUUAUAGCUUCUCGAUAGGGAUAUUCCGUGUGUUUAUUUAUCUUCCUAAUUUGGAUUGUGGCUAGAGAAAUUUCUAUGUCCGUAUCUAAUAAUUGCAAAUUCACGCUAAUUGUGCUUAUAUGCGUGCUUAAUGUGUAUGUAUGUAAGUUUGUGAAUAGUAAACUACCGUCUUGUAGUAAUUAGUUUGAGGGUGGAAUCAAUGUGAAAUGGUUCAUCUGUUGAUUGCCAAUGUAGAAUUCAGUAUGCUAAUAAUGUGAAUGGGAAUGGUGAAUAUAUAUAAAAUUUUAUUAUGUAAACGGUAAUGGUGAAUAUUUAUGUAGUUUUAUUUGUAAGGGGUGCUAUAUGAAAAGAGAUUUGUAACAAAUUUGAAUUUUUGUAAUAUUGUUGAAGAUUGGGAAAAUUUCCACAUGCAGCACAGCAAAUUUAAUGGUUUUACAUAAGUUUUUUACGGACUAAAAAAUCAGUGAUUAGUCUUACAGAUGCCUUAUGGAGAUUAGGGGGUUCAAGGACCCUUUUUCAUAAUGCAAUGCAUUUUUAAUGUGACUAUUAAAAGUAGUAUAGGUUGUUUGGAAGAGUUCAAAUAUUUCACUAGUGAACACGGAAUUUGGGCCUUUUGGCUAUAAAGCACCUACUACUACAACGGUGUAUCGCAUCUUUUGAAACCGGGCGUCAUACUUUUUAUUACUUGUCGUUACGUACUUUUAACAGGAUUAUAGCUGGAUCUGACAAAUCAUAGUUUUUCAUUCAAAAUCCUGGUUUCGGAGAUAUAUUUAUGUGCUGCAUUCUAGUUUUAGAGUUAUAGUGUUUUGGUAGCGAAAAUGGCUAGAACAGAAGUGAUAGUUGAUGAGAGUAUCCAAAAAGGCAAGGGUGUGAGGAAAAGGCAUGAAGAGGGAGGAAAGUAUGCUCGAUACUCAGAAGAUCAGAUUGCAAUUCUUGAGAAAGCUUAUGCCGUGUGCUCAAAUCCAACACAUUUCCAGCGGCAACAGAUGAUGCGUGACCAGCCUGCUCUGAGGAGCAUAGACCACAAGCAACUUAAAGUCUGGUUCCAAAACCGCAGAUGUCGUGAAAAGCAGAAGAAAGAAAGCGGUGAUGUUGCAGCAGAAAACAGGCGGCUGCAUGAAGCGAAUAAGAUGUUAAAGGAAGAGAAUGAUGGUUUGAAUCAGAAGAUGGUCAUAAUAAUAAGUGAGAAUGGGGAAUUGCGGCACCAAGUCUUCAAUUUAACUUCUAUCGUUGCCACCUACCAUAUGCGCCUUCGGCCUGAAGCUAGUAAUCCCCAGGAGGUGCCUGUCAUUGUUGAUGAGAGAGGCCUUGUCUCACUGGCUGAGGAAACUAGGGCAGAGUUCCUCUCUAAAGCUAUUGGAACUGCUAUUAAUUGGGUCCCUGUUCCAUGGCAAAAGCUACAAGGUCCUGUUUCAGCCGGCAUUGUCUACAUCUCAUCCUCUUGCAUUGGAGUGGCAGCACGUGCAUAUGUUACAGUACCACUUGAGCCUUUCAAGAUAAUUGAAAUCUACAAAGACCGGACCUCCUGGUCUCGACAUUGCCGUAGUAUGAAUGUCUUUGCUCGGCGUACUGUAAACAAUGGGGGAACCAUUGAACUGAUUCAUACACAGUAUUAUGCUCCAACUAUGGUGGCCUGUGCUCGAGACUUCUGGACAAUAAGAUACACUUCUGUGUUGGAAGAUGGCUGCUUUGUGAUAUGUGAGAAAUCGGUAUCUACUUCUGAUGCUUCCCCAAGCUCACCAGCUGCACUAGAAUUUGUGAGAGGGAAGUUGCUGGCUAGUGGCUGUAUGAUUCGCCCUAGUGAAGGGGGAUCAACCAUAUAUCUUGUUGAGCACUUGGAUUUGGAGGCUUCAUCUGUUCCAGAGGUAGUUCGACCUCUUUAUGAGUCAUCUGAAAUUGUGGCAAAGAAGACGAUUAUUUCUGUACUCACCCAUAUUCAAAAUGUGGUCAAUGAGAAUAAUGGCACACAGAUACUUGAUCCCUAUGAGGAGCCCACUUUCCGGAGGUCUUUUAGCCACAGACUUAGUAGGGGUUUCAAUGAGGCUGUCAAUUGCUUUUCCGAAGAUGGGUGGGCAAUAAUGAAUCCUGAUGUCUCGGAUGAUCUCAUUCUGUCCAUUAAGCGAAAGCAGACUUUUGGAGACUCUGGGAAUUUUGAUAGCAUACUUUGCGUGAAAUUGUCUCUGCUACUUCAGAAUGUUUUGCCUGCAAGCAUGCUGAGGCUUCUGAAAGAGCGCCGAUCAAGUUGGAUGAAUUUCAACUUCACUAGCCACCCUGUAGCAUUUUCCAAAGCUGCUGGCUUUGCCCUUCCAGGACUGGGUACUCAUAGUUUAUCUGAAACUACAGUUUUGCUUGGCCAGACCAACCACGAGGAUGAGGUACUGGAAAUCGUACGAUUUGAUAACAUUUUGGAUCGUCAGCAGCACAAUACUUCUUCAAGGGAUUUGUAUCAUUUACAGAUUAGCAACGGAAUGGAAAAUAAUGGUUUUGGGACUUGCUCAGAAUUGAUUUUCGCCCCAAUCGACAGGAAUAUACCUAAUGAAUCUGUUCUAUUAGCUUCUGGAUUUCGAGUAUACUCCAUGGGCACAAGUUCACACUCCAAUGUGGCAUCGAAUGAGGGCAUUAACAACCCGCUCACAAUGGUCAUCAUAGCCUUCCAGUUUCCAUUUCAAUCUCAUCUUGUGGGAGAUGUUGAGGCCAUGGCGCGAGGCUAUCUUCGACAUGUAGUCUCCUCUGUGAAGGAAAUCUCUCUGGAAGCAGCGAUGCUGCUAGGAGCAACUCCUGCUCCUGAAACAAACUCUAUCGCAGCAAAUCCGGCCAUGGAGUACAAUGUCACUCCAGAACUGGAUUUCACUGUCAACCUCGCCAACUUGAUGUUCCAAAGUUACAGAUUGAGUUUAGGUGUGGAUAUUCUUGGUCUCAACCCCCAUUCUACUGAUUCACUGCUGGAACAGAUGCAUAAUCACCCGUAUGCCAUCCUCUGCUUCUCACUGGGGUCGCUCCCAGUCUGCAUCUACGCCAAUCCAGCUGGGUUCACCAUGAUAGAGACCACACCGGACAAUCUGCAGGCGCUCUCACUGGAUAGAGUUCUUGGUAGCGCGAACAAUUUAUUCCUGUAUUCCGUCCUCCCAACCAUACAACAGCAGGGUUAUGUGAUACUCCCGCCUGGAAACACUCUGUCGAUGAUGAACCGGAUCGUUUUGUACGGGAAAGCUGUGGCGUGGCAAGUGCUGGCUGCAGAUGGUUCGGUUAGUGGCCUCGCAUUAGCUUUCAUGGAUUGGUGCUUCCCUGAUAUCUCUUGAGGGCUGUGUUGUUGCCGAAGUUUUACUAAUAAUUUCCAUCGGAAUUGGUGGAGACUUAUAUUUCUAUUUUCUGAAUUGAACUACAUUUGAACCUAAAACAUCAUAAAUCAUUUCAUGCAUGAAUCAUGAAUGCAUCAAUGACUAUUGAAUUUGAUUUCCA
Salvia hispanica is the source of this 4020-nucleotide messenger RNA. RefSeq names its product homeobox-leucine zipper protein HOX9-like. Gene Ontology annotation, molecular function: DNA-binding transcription factor activity; DNA binding; lipid binding. NCBI's taxonomy places the organism in Eukaryota, Viridiplantae, Streptophyta, Magnoliopsida, Lamiales, Lamiaceae. The record is from RefSeq and is a predicted model, not a curated record.